This is a messenger RNA of Cyphomyrmex costatus, 660 nucleotides long. Its product is annotated as RCC1 and BTB domain-containing protein 1. Bases 1 to 660 code for a protein of 219 amino acids. The transcript has 5 exons. The record is from RefSeq and is a predicted model, not a curated record. Gene Ontology annotation, molecular function: protein binding. Lineage: Eukaryota; Metazoa; Arthropoda; Insecta; Hymenoptera; Formicidae.
AUGAGGAACCAUGUUGUCUGCGAAUAUACGAACAUAUUUGACAUAUCCAACACAAAUAAUGCCCAUUCACCAAUGUCCAUGGUUCAUGAUUUUACAGAUGAGGAAUGUAACAUAUUAAAUGAUUUGGAAGCUGCAUUCAACGAUGAGUCAACGAGUGACCUUACGAUAAAAAACAGAAACAGAUCCAUGAUUUACGUCCACAAGUCUAUCUUGAAGAUUCGUUGUUCGUAUUUCAGAACAUUGCUCGGCUACAUUGAAAGUACAGAAAGCAUCAUCAAUCGUGACAUUUAUGUAUAUGCAGUGUAUGAAACCUUUUUUAAAUAUUUAUAUACUGGCAAAUUCGAUCUAGCAUCUGUACAUGACUUGUUAGAUCUCUUAGUACUGGCUGAUGAUGUCGGGGAGAAAAAUCUCGAGAUGGAUUGUUUUCCAGCAAUAAGGAAAGCAAUUACCGUAUCAAACGUUAUAGACCUUUUCAACCUUGUUAACAAAGUGUAUGAAAAAAUGUUGCCAGAUAAACAUAAAGAGGAAUUGACGAAUUAUUGUUAUAACUUCUAUUUGAAAAAUGUGACGGAAGUGAUCCAGACUGAAGAUUUUCAAAACUUGGAUAAUGAAAGUCGAAUUAAGUUCUUAACUAGACGGAACGAGUUCUUUGAAAAUUGA